Messenger RNA from Phytophthora nicotianae INRA-310, 743 nucleotides. RefSeq lists its product as hypothetical. The record is from RefSeq and is a predicted model, not a curated record. The transcript is spliced from 2 exons. NCBI's taxonomy places the organism in Eukaryota, Oomycota, Peronosporomycetes, Peronosporales, Peronosporaceae. Bases 119 to 541 code for a protein of 140 amino acids.
UUCCAGAACUGUCAGCUGCAAGAUCUGAUCAAGCCAGGUGGUUGUAUUUGCUUGGCCUGUUAAUUUAAACUGCUUUCUCGUAGAUAGCCAUUGCUGAAUUUUGUCUCGAUCACUACAAAUGGAAACUCGCUCGGCUUGCAGCUCCAAGGCCCACGCCCAGCGUCAAUAUUACGAUAAGCUGAGCAAUCUCCAAUUCCAAGUAAGCUCAUUGGAGAGCCAAUAUGAUCAGCUUCUCAAGACAUUCCGUCGAUUAGAUGUACCACCCGUGAACGGAAUCGACAAAGUCAACACCAAGCAAAAGGCUCUCGCAUGUAUACUUAGAAGAGUGCACAAGCAACUGAAAAUGAUGCGAAGUGCCCUAAGAGAGGAAACUACCCGGGUGAUAUGCGUUCGAACUACAUGUACAGCAGCAGACCGAAAACGUCGCUACAAGUCACCAGGAGUCGAGCUAGAGCGUGGAGUACACCGCACUAACAAUUUAUCCCAGGGAGAAGUCUGUUCCAGAGUUGGCCACCGAGACAGCAGGCCACGUAAGAAGUAAAGAUUGAGAAGCGGGAAUUGAAGAACAUUUGAACCGUUAGCUGCAAGUGCAAGUAGUAUUAAUCCUUGUCAAGCACUGAGAGUUCACUCCUGACUGACCAGAAGUUGCCACCACACCGACUGGGUGUGGUCGCCACAGUGACGACGUCAAUGAAGAGUGACUUGGUCCUGGUGGCAAUGACUUUAUGGAAUAAUUCGGCGAC